GCAAUCGCUUCGCGAUCCAGGUCUCGCCAUAAUCGAGUGGAGGGCAGGAGAUUCGAUUCAUCAGUCCGGAGGAUGCCCAGGGUGUAUUGGGCAGAGUGAUCACGCGAGUUGAGGGCCUUUCUAUUGUGGUUUAUGAUCCAGCAGAAUAUGCUCAUGUGCGCUCAUCCUGACCCCGCCUUCCAAGCUCUAAAUUCGACCACAGCAUUUUUAUCACUGGUUCGGGGAGAUCCUCUUCGGAUUCUGGCGCGUAUACUCGCACAUUCUCAUGGACUCCUCGAAAACCGAACGAACGCUUGAUUUACCUCGGAAAAUAAUCUUGCCGUUCAUGAUAUACGAGGAGUGGCGCGACUCUGCCGAUAUCGACGGCCCCUUCACGCGGACCGUGUUUCCGAAUACGGGGCUUGAAUUCGCCGAGUACUGGCACGAUCUCGCACGGCUUGGCACCACAGUCGUCUUCGAUCGUAUGGGGUUGCUGAGCCGGAUCAGCGCUCAUAACCAGUGAGUGCAUCCCCACUUUCGUGCUCCUCACUCACUCUAUCUAUGUUCAGCCCCCUGGCAAAUCACUGGGGAAAGAUGAUGGCCGGCACCAUGGAACUGUCUGCGCCGCCUGAUUUCUGGGCGCCCAUCCGUGAGGCAAUGUGGCAAAACAUGCUGGGCUGGGUGCCGGGAAGCCCGACUCCGGCCAAGACAUUCCAACCAGGCCACUCCUCAAAACCAGUGGUAACGUACGUCCCCCGGCAGCGGUACCCGAAGCGGAAACUCAGAGAUGCUGAUCACGAAACACUCCUCGUCGCGAUGCGCGAAUUGGAAAGGGAGGGGCUGUGCGAGUUCCAGGUCGCAGAGAAUGAGGUUGUGGCCGUCCAGGAUCAGAUCGCUAUGGCUUCGAGAACGACGAUCAUGCUAGGCGUUCAUGGAAACGGAUUGACGCACGAGCUUUGGAUGCCUCCGUCCCCACAGUCAACGAUCAUCGAAAUAUUUUCUCCGCAAGGGUAUGUUUACGACUACGAACUGUUGGCACGAAACCUGGGGCACAAACAUUACGCCAUCUGGAAUGACACAUAUAUCACAUAUGAGCCAGGAAUAGUCCAUGAGGGCACUCACUUUCCACCGGACUUUCAGGGUGAUCAGAUUCCAGUUUACGCACCGACAGUUGUCAAAGUAAUCCGGCAGCAAUUGAAAAAUGCGUAAUAUGUUGCUAUUGAUUCGGAUACUAGAUUGAUGUAAUUUUACCAGAAGCACUGCAAUAUAGGGCGCUGUUUACAAUUGAUGUUUAUAAACAGGUUUUUAAUUGCCUGACGGCAAAUGGCCUGUUUAUAAAUCAAAGUACCUGCCAAUCAAUUGUCGCUGUGAGAUUGAUCUGUCACAUCUUUUCUACACCACAUGCCAGUGGCGCGAUCAAAGGCCAUCGGCGCACCUGGCGGUGCUGCCUACUAUGACGAGCAGCUGAAGCAGUUAUAUCAGUUACUCAAGAAGCUUCCGAUCAAAGUGUUGGAGUUAAGGGAGCGCGGGAAUAAAAUAAAGAGAGAAGAGGUUUGCAAUAGCAAGGGCACAGACCAUGACUUCACCAACUACAUUCCCGAUCCUGACCGCGUUGACGACACUGGCAACGUCAAGUGUGUUGUUAACCGUGAUUUGGAAGUCUCGUUUGGUGUGCGGCAGGAUGCUGAUGGAAAUCGGGUGGUGGUUCGGAUCAAGUCCAGGGGUCUCGGCCUCCAGAAUGUGGUGGAGGUACUGCGUGGUUACAUCACCGGAGAUGACGUUCGCAUCAUCGGAGAGUGGAACGGUCAGUUGGACAGCGCUAAAUCUUGCGAAAAGGUGAAAGGAAACACUCUGAAGCUGUCUGGGGGUGCUUCUAGCCUGAUAUUCUAA
This is a messenger RNA of Mycena citricolor, 1869 nucleotides long. Lineage: Eukaryota; Fungi; Basidiomycota; Agaricomycetes; Agaricales; Mycenaceae. The record is from the annotation of a GenBank genome assembly.